Molecule: messenger RNA, 684 nt
Organism: Penicillium lagena
Lineage: Eukaryota; Fungi; Ascomycota; Eurotiomycetes; Eurotiales; Aspergillaceae
Exons: 2
Coding region: 1-684 (227 amino acids)
Source: RefSeq, a predicted model, not a curated record
AUGACGGGGAAGCUGCAGGUGGCUUACAAUCUUCUACCGAACGACGAAGACCAGCCACAGGUGCAGCGGAUUCACCUUCAGGAGCUUGCCAGUCUCUUUACGCGUUUCAAUGUCCAGAAAAUAUUUGGAGUCCACCUCAUCCACGGACACUUCCAAAUCGAGGAAGACAAAAUCAUGCUUGGGACGUCCCUCAAAUCCGUUCGGGGAUGCUGGACCCAGCCCACUAGUAUCGCAGAUAUCAAACCGGCAGAGAUUCACGGUCACAUCUUCAAGCUGACAGCCAGUGGCGAGAUGCAAGCCUACGAGUAUCGCCAAGGCCCAACAACCAGUCUGAAUGACGUCGAUCCUUUGUUCUUCCAGGAACUAGUUAUAUACCUUCAAGCCCAUCACUUGGUCAAUAUCCUCGGGCUUCAAGUCCUUACUAAUGAUGUGCCGGCGAUGAUGAGUGAGUUUGUCCUCGCGGAUAACGGCACCGUUAUGCUGGACGAGAGAGAUGUGAAGAAUUGCGGGACGCCCUUCCGCAUCACCGGGUUUUUUCUUGAAGAGCCAGGCAUGACUGAGUUCAAGGACGGAGAAUCUCAUGCGCCAACUGUCAGAGGCACCCACCAAGUCUUUACUAACGACAAGAUCGAAACGGAGAACCAGCUUAUGGCUAUCCUCCGAAGUGAGGACAUUGUCCUUUGA